AUGAGCGCUGCACCGCCCCCCCAGGACAUCAGCCUGGAGGAGUUCGACGACGAGGACCUGUCGGAGAUCACGGACGACUGCGGCAUCGGCCUCAACUACGACUCGGACCACUACGAGAAGGACUGCCUGGCGCUGGAGCGCAGCGAGCAGCCGCAGCCCGUCUGCACCUUCCAGGAUGACUUCCAGGAGUUCGAGAUGAUUGACGACAACGAGGAGGAGGAGGAGGUGGAGGAGGUGGAGGAAGGGGAGGAGGGCGCGGGCGAGGGCACCGGCCUGGAAGCGCCGCCGUCGCCCUCGGCCUCGCCCAUCCCCUCGCCCGCUGCGGAGGAGACGCAGAAGCACCGGCCCACGACGCUGAACCUGACAGCGCCGGGCACCCAGGACUCGCUCAACAACAACGGCGGCUACGCGCCGGGCGCGCCGGCGCUGCGCUCCUCGUGGCAGGACCCGCUCAGCUCGGACGGCGAGGGCUCCCCGCGCGGGCGCGCCGGCCGCGGGCGCCCUGCCGGCUCCUCCGAGACCACGUCGCCCUCCUCGGAUCCCGGCAUCGAGGCCGACCUCACGAGCAGGAACGCCAAGGCCUUCCCGCCCUGCGGCCGGCACGGCGAGGAGCUCAGCUCGCCCGGCUCCGACUCGGACGUGGAGGGCGAGCUGGAGGCCGCCUUCGCCUCGGGGCGUCUCGUCAGCAACAUGAUCUCCUCCAUCUCGGAGACGGAGCUGGACCUGAGCAGCGACAGCAGCAGCGGCCGCUCCUCGCACCUCACCAACUCCAUCGAGGAGGCCAGCUCGCCCACGUCGGAGGCCGAGCUGGAGACCGAGCUGGAGGCGCCGGGCCUCAUGGGCAUCAAGGACUCGCUGCUGCUGGACAAGGGCAAGGAGGAGCAGGAGACGCUGGAGCGCGCGCUCCCGGCGAGCGGCGUCCUCACGCGGGAGAGCCUGGCCGAGCUGAAGAUGGAGACCUACUACGACAGCCUCAACCCGGAGGACUCCUCGGCGCCGCUGGAGCAGACCGAGGUGUCCGCCUCCAGCCCCCUGGCCCUGAAGAUCGACCCGGACCACAGCCUGGAGAGCAUCCGGCGCUCCUUCUACCUGCCCGUGGGGCCCAAGCUCAUGCCCGAGGCGGACGACGAGGACAACAGCGAGUACGACUCCGACUCGGAGUCGGAGCCCGACCUCAGCGAGGACUCGGACUCGCCCUGGCUGCUCAGCAACCUGGUCAACAAGAUGAUCUCGGAGGGCUCCUACCCCAUCAAGUGCCCGGACGAGUGCUUCCAGCAGACCCACUCGCUCUGCGACACCAUCUCCCCGGCGUCCGACCUGGAGCCCGAGCUGCUGAGCGAGGCGCUGGACGGGGAGCCCGCGGCAGGGGAGCCGGCGGGCGCCGCGGCGGAGCCGGCCGCGCCGUCCCGCUCCCCGCGCAGCAUCGAGCUCGUGGACAUGGAGACGCUGCGCAGCUCCCUGCAGCGCGCCGAGGCUGAGCCGCCCGCCGCCGACCCGGGGCCCUACCUGUUCCUGAGCAACCCCACCAACGACACCAUCGCGCCCGCCUUCCCGGGGCGCCCCGUGGCCAUCGAGCGCCUGGGCGGCCCCCAGGUCCCGGCCUCCUUCGGCCACUGCACGGGGCCGCCCUGCGGCGCCGGCCCGCGCGGCUCCACCGGCGGCACCGACGCCUCCGCCGACGGGGAGCCCCCGGCCAGCCCCAAGGACUGGGCCAUCGACAAGGACCUGGACUCGGGCAUCCUGGAGGACAACGACAUGAUCGACGACGUGCGGUUAGAGCCGCUGGGGCCGGACGCCGACGCCUUCCCGCCCGCCCUGGACGUCUCCACCGCCAAGACCAACCGCUGCUUCACCAUGGCCUACUCCACGGACGAGGACGAGGCGCCCUACGUGGGCGGCCUGAAGGGCUCCCCGUUCCCCGAGGACCCGCGGGGCUUCGGGGGGGACCUGCCGCCCUCGCCGGCCCCCGAGGCGCUGGAGCCGCGGGCGCUGGACGAGUCGCUGGCCUACGACUCGGUGAAGUACACGCUGGUGGUGGACGAGCACACGCAGCUGGAGCUGGUGAGCCUGCGGCGCUGCACCUCGGUGCUCAGCGACGACAGCGACCUGCUGCGCGCCUGCGACCACUGCGACCUGGAGGACGAGGCGGCCUUCGGCGACGGGCUGGCGGCCCCCGAUGCGCAGAGCUCCUCCGAGGACUCGUCCCCCGAGGCCGACCUGCAGUUCUCCAAGAAGUUCCUCAACGUCUUCGUCAACAGCACGUCCCGCUCCUCCAGCACCGAGUCCUUCGGGCUGUUCUCGUGCACGGUGAACGGGGAGGAGCGGGAGCAGACCCACCGCGCCGUGUUCAGGUUCAUCCCGCGCCACGAGGACGAGCUGGAGCUCGACGUGGACGACCCCAUCCUGGUGGAGCUGGAGGAGGACGACUACUGGUACCGGGGCUACAACAUGCGCACGGGCGAGAGGGGCAUCUUCCCCGCCUUCUACGCCCACGAGGUCGUCGGCCAGGCCCGCGACGUUGGCGGCCUCAAGCGGAACCCGUGCUGGGUGGAGCGCUUCAACGUGCAGUUCCUGGGCUCCGUGGAGGUGCCCUACCACCAGGGCAACGGCAUCCUGUGCGCGGCCAUGCAGAAGAUUGCCACCACCAGGAAGCUGACGGUGCAUCUGCGCCCGCCGGCCAGCUGCGACCUGGAGAUCACGCUGCAGGGCAUCAAGCUCAUCCUCACGGUGAACGAGUACGGCCGGGACGAGGAGUUUGAGCGGUGCAGCCACUUCUUCCAGAUGAAGAACAUCUCCUUCUGCGGGUGCCACCCCCGCAACAGCUGCUACUUCGGGUUCAUCACGAAGCACCCGGUGCUGAGCCGCUUCGCCUGCCACGUGUUCGUGUCGCAGGAGUCCAUGCGGCACGUGGCCGAGUGCGUCGGGUAA
Messenger RNA from Nothoprocta perdicaria, 2928 nucleotides. RefSeq names its product mitogen-activated protein kinase 8 interacting protein 2 (gene MAPK8IP2). Bases 1 to 2928 code for a protein of 975 amino acids. NCBI's taxonomy places the organism in Eukaryota, Metazoa, Chordata, Aves, Tinamiformes, Tinamidae. Gene Ontology annotation, cellular component: cytoplasm. Gene Ontology annotation, molecular function: protein binding. Gene Ontology annotation, biological process: regulation of JNK cascade. The transcript is spliced from 11 exons. The record is from RefSeq and is a predicted model, not a curated record.